This is a messenger RNA of Stylonychia lemnae, 1071 nucleotides long. The record is from the annotation of a GenBank genome assembly. Lineage: Eukaryota; Ciliophora; Spirotrichea; Sporadotrichida; Oxytrichidae.
AUGGUAAUUUUUUCUGAAUUUACUCGUGACCAUUAUAUAAUUAAUAUCCCAUUGCAACCAGUUAAUAAUCUGUGCUUUAGUCUUCAUUUUCGGGCCUUGCAGGCUUACAAUUUAGGAACAACAUCCUACUUCGUCGACUUGAUAUAGAAAAAGGGAAGGCGAAUAAAACCAAGAAAAUCUGUGCCUAAUCCCUAGUCCAGAGCAAGAGACAGAAUCAUCAUUGAUUUAGACCCUCAGCGCAGAUAGUCCGACUGUCAUAUUGAUAUGGCUUAGACCGCUAGAGCAAUUUUACAAAAAGAAGAUUAAAAUGGACUAGAAAAAUUAUUUAGAAUGGAUGAACUUCUUAAGGCGCUAAAAGACAGAAAUGAAUACUCAUAGCCUGCAAUAGUAAUAGAGAAAUUCACGACAGGAAAAGAUAGCAAUUCUGAUUUAGACGACACCAGUAAACCAAACUCUAUUAACAUAAGCUCAUAAGACUGCUUGAUAAUGAAUACAUUUAAUGAUAAUACAAAGUCCUCAGUCAAAGAACGAAUUGAAUCAACUCCUUUUAAGAAAUCCUCCUUUUAUAAUAAUAAAAAUGAAUUACUUCCAUAAAUGCCAAUAAAUUAACGAUCAAGAUUAUAAAGCCCUAAAACUCACCGACAGAUUGAGUAAAUUAGACCAAGCCCAUUAGUCCUCGAGAAAAUCAGAGGGUAAUUAGACAAGAGACUACCUAAAAUAUCAACACCAACUAUCUCCCCAUUUACUUUAGAGUUCAGUAAGAAAUAGAAGUGGAAGAAAAUUUCAAGAAUGAUAUAGCUUGCUUAAGAUGACGAAGCCAUUAAGAAUAAUCAGGUCUAUCUAGAAUCUUCUUAAAUAAAUUCGGCCAGCGGAACGAAAAAAUUCCUCUAGAGAAUCGAAGAUGAAAUCGGAUUUUCAAAAUAGUAAUUCGCAACUAAACCUUCAUUCAUGAAACAGAAUUUCAAACCAGAAACACAUAAAAAAUAUAGAGAAGCAGGAGGUGUAGCCAUGACCAAUAGACAAGCUGAAGUACUGUAAAGUUUCCAUGAUUAUGAAUAUGCCUUAGUGUGA